Molecule: messenger RNA, 1651 nt
Organism: Vigna umbellata (rice bean)
Lineage: Eukaryota; Viridiplantae; Streptophyta; Magnoliopsida; Fabales; Fabaceae
Source: RefSeq, a predicted model, not a curated record
GUUUGGAACAUAAUAAGGACGUUUCAAUAUGAAAUAUUUGAACCUAUUUUGCCUAUUGCUUCAAUGGAAACCGUAGAUUGGGUGUGAACUUACCUCUCCGUGUUGUGAUUUUGAAGUAUUUGAUAGUUGAUUUUUGCUAAGAGCUUCUUCCAUUCUUAUCUAGUGCUUAUUGGAUUGAUACUAACCCUAGGCUCACAAAGUCAUAGGCUUAAACAUGCUACUAGUCCUGCAAUAUACUUAUUUUAUUUGUCUUUAUGUUUUCUCAAAUAUAAUUUUUUUUUUUAUUUUAAUCCCUCCUACACUGCAUAAACCGCCAUGUGAGCCGUUAGAAAGACCAAGGUUCACAAAAUAACAUUUACUUGACGUUAUGCUUUUUCGUGGGAAGGGAAGAGUUUUGAAAAAUUAUGUGUUGUUACCCCUAAAUGAAAGAAUCAGACAGAUUUUUGGUUCUGCAUUUGUUCUUUCUGUUUAUAGUCCUUGACCAUCUUGAGAUUCCAUUUUGACUUUUCCCUUCAUGUCUUCAUGAUAUCUACUGCUGUGCAUGCCUUUUGAAUAUCCUAUUCUGAACAGUUGGUCCAGGUGGAAGUCCAGAUGAGAAUGGAGAAACUACAAUUGAUGCUCUGAUCAUGGACGGGGGGACACACAGUUGACAAUGGAAGUAGGAGCUGUUGCAGCCAUGAGAUACGUAACUGAUGGAAUCAAGGCUGCCAAGUUAGUGAUGCGACAUACUGAACAUACUUUGCUAGUAGGAGAGAAAGCAUCAGAAUUUGCUAUUUCAAUGGGUCUUCCUGGACCUACAAACUUGAGUUCACCAGAAUCCAUGGAGAAGUGGACCAAAUGGAAAGAUGGUCGAUGUCAACCAAAUUUCAGGAAAAAUGUGUCACCUGCAAAUAGUUGUGGUCCUUAUAGUCCAACACAUUACCUGCAGCAUCCUGGUGAAACAUGCUCCAGUACUGGUCAUAUUCUGACUAGUAAUUCUGGAUUACCUCGUGUUGGUCUUCAUAGCCAUGAUACUAUAUCAAUGGCUGUUAUUGAUAGAAUGGGACACAUUGCCGUUGGCACAUCAACGAAUGGGGCAACAUUCAAGAUUCCUGGGAGGGUAGGUGAUGGUCCCAUAGCUGGAUCCUCUGCAUAUGCUGUAGAGGAAGUUGGUGCAUGUUGUGCAACUGGGGAUGGUGACAUCAUGAUGCGCUUCCUUCCUUGCUAUCAAGUUGUGGAAAGUAUGAGGUUGGGAAUGGAUCCCAAACUUGCUGCCAAAGAUGCAAUAGCACGAAUAGCGAAAAAAUUUCCAGAUUUUCUGGGAGCAGUUGUUGCCCUCAAUAAAAAGGGGGAGCAUGCUGGUGCCUGCCAUGGUUGGACAUUUAAAUACUCAGUAAGGAGCCCUGCAAUGAAAGACGUUGAAGUUUUUACCGUGCUACCCUGAGACUGAUACUAUUCAAGAAAUGAGUAUCUCCCAACAAAUGAAUUCAAAUUUUGUUGACUGAGGAGAAUUAAUAGUGCUUAAAUGUGCUCGUAUUGUAAUAUUAUUCUUGCGUCUGAUAUUUCAAUUAACAAUGAUUGAAUGAUUGCUUACAAUUUUAACAAUGUUUGCACGAGUUUCAUACUACAGUUUUAAUGUUGUCCGCCCAAGUAAUAAGAAAAGUGACUUACA